This is a messenger RNA of Rhizophagus irregularis DAOM 181602=DAOM 197198, 626 nucleotides long. RefSeq lists its product as uncharacterized. The record is from RefSeq and is a predicted model, not a curated record. Lineage: Eukaryota; Fungi; Glomeromycota; Glomeromycetes; Glomerales; Glomeraceae.
AAUACAAAAAAUGUAUAGUAAAGGUUCAACAGUAUAUAAAUCAUUUGAUAUUGAAAUCAAAGCGAUGAUUUAUCGAUUAAAUCCAAAUAAUAUACGAAAAGGUGAUGCUAGAUAUUUUAAAGAAAGAUUAAAUGUGUUAAUAAAAAAAAUCAAAGAAUUUAGAAUAUUAGUUCGACAAACUUAUAAUUCUAUACAAAGAGCAGAAAAUGAUGGAAAUGAUACAGUAAAUUAUAUUUCUGAUGAGUUAAAAAAAGUCAUUACUUUUAAUAUAGAUGAUGAUGAAGAUAUUGUAGGAAUUAAAAAAGAACUUGGCGGUAUUAAUAAUAUUUUAAAUCAUUUACGUGAAAAUUAUAGUAAUUUAGAUAAGAUGGAAAAAAUUUUAAAGGAUUAUGAAAAUAAAUUAACAGAUAUUUAUGAUGAACUUGAUGAUAGAUAUGAUGGUAUAGUUGAAUUUACUAAAGAAGGUCUUGAAUCUUUAAAAUUUAUUGAUAAUAAUUUAAAGGAUAGAUUUGUAGACGUUGUACAUGUAUAAUGUAGUGACGUCAUUAAAUUACUGAUAUAUGUAUAUAAUAAAGCUAUAAUUAGUUAAAUAAAAAGUUGUGCGACAGUUCGUCCUUUUCUCUUUU